GAAGCAAUGAAAAAAUCCGGUUUUAAUUUGGAAUCGGAUUCAAUUGAGAAAAGCAUAAAGGAAAUAACUGACAAUUAUGGUUGUGAUAAAAUUCAUCGAAUAUGGGCUAGAAAAGUUCCAAUGGUUAAGGCUUAUUAA
Molecule: messenger RNA, 138 nt
Organism: Funneliformis caledonium
Lineage: Eukaryota; Fungi; Glomeromycota; Glomeromycetes; Glomerales; Glomeraceae
Source: the annotation of a GenBank genome assembly